Molecule: messenger RNA, 1217 nt
Organism: Punica granatum (pomegranate)
Lineage: Eukaryota; Viridiplantae; Streptophyta; Magnoliopsida; Myrtales; Lythraceae
Source: RefSeq, a predicted model, not a curated record
AUCAAGCCAUUGCAGCACAGAACCGACACAUAAUCCUUAACCUCCUCUGCAUUCUGCAGCUGUUUUGUUCCAUCUCAACCUCAUUUCCCACGUAGCAUCACUUACAUAAACUACUCAAAAUAUUCAUACAAAAUGACCUCAACACUAGCCGAACAUAGCUGAACAUCAUGCCAUUGAAAAUUCCUUCUCCCCCGUCGUCGUCCUCGACCGCCACCGGAACCGUCUCAAUGGCCUUGGUCAUAGUCCUCUUCCUUUUCUCCUUCUUCGGGUGCUGUCCCUGUUCGGGCUCCUAUCUGCCCCGGCGCGAUGUGGAUCUCCUGGAGUUCCCCCUCAACUUGGAAUUCCUGGAAGCGGAGUUCUUCUUGUUCGGUGCUUUGGGCUACGGCCUGGACCGGGCUGCCCCGAACCUUACCAAGGGGGGACCCCCGCCAAUCGGGGCUCGGACUGCCAACCUGGACAUCGCAACCAGGGAUGUCAUCUUGCAGUUUGGACUGCAGGAAGUUGGGCACGUCAGGGCGAUACAGAAGGCAGUAAGGGGGUUUCCGAGGCCACUGAUGGACUUGAGUGCGGCUUCAUUCGGAAGGAUUAUGAAUGCGGCAUUCGGGCGGAGCUUGGUGCCUCCCUUCGACCCUUAUGCCAAUACAAUAAACUUCCUCCUGGCUUCCUAUGUCAUUCCCUAUGUUGGUCUCACAGGUUAUGUGGGUACAAACCCAAACCUUCAAGCCCCCUUCUCCAAACGGUUAGUGGCUGGCCUGCUGGGAGUUGAAUCGGGUCAGGACGCGAUCCUACGAGCACUGCUCUACCAGCGCCUGACCAUGAAAGUGGUGCCUUACCGAGUUACCGUGGCGGAAUUCACCAGCCGCAUAUCCCGACUGAGGAACAGGCUUGGAAGAGGAGGGCUGAAGGAUGAGGGCCUAGUGGUUCCCCCGUGGCUAGGGGCCGAGGGAAAGACCACGGGAAACGUACUUGCCGGGGACCGGUACUCACUCUCGUACCCAAGGACUCCAGAGGAGGUACUGAGGGUCGUGUACGGGACCGGAAACGAGAGCGCCCCGGGCAGUUUCUUCCCCAAAGGCGCCAGAGGCAGAAUUGCAAGAUCCCAUUUGCCUUCAUAGACUAACAAAGUAAUGUAAAAGAAAGUUCAUCUGCUGUUCUGUCAUGAGCCUAUAGUAAAGGGAACGGUUUAUCUACAAGAAUUGAUGUUUACAUUCAUAUCA